AUGAGCACCGAUACAAACCUUCCACCUGGUAAUGAUACCUGUAUGGCACAGUUUGAGGAGAUAAAACCCCCAGCCGGAGGAAGAUUGGAUCAAGUGGCCCCAUCAGAAGCUCAGUCCUUGGCUGGAUCGCGUGCCAUUCCAACUUGCGACUUCGCGAUGAUUGUAGACGACACACAGAAAGAGCUUGAGAAAGAAAGGGAAGAACAUCAAUCUACUAAGGUGGCCCUAGAAAAAGCGCAACAGGAAGCAGAGAAGUACCGCAAGUCUUGGAAGCAGUCGGUGAAUGAAUUGAACCGCCACCUACGACAGGGUCGAGGCUUUAACCAGUUGACCGACGAGGAGCUCCUUCGGGAUGUAUCCGAGCUGCGGUUUAAUAUUCGCAGCUUUGCCGUACAGCAUUUUGAGCAUGAACUGGGCAGCGUCACCAUCGUCCCGGAUGAUUACGAUGUAAUCAAUAGAUACGUACCCCUUCACGAGCAAGACUUCGAUGCCUACAUACGAAACAAGACUCUGCGUCCUGACCUCAUGCAAGCUUUUAUUUGGAGGGUAUUUUUCGUUUUGAUAUUCGACCACAAGUUUCGCUGGGCUGGGAAUGAGGCGGGUACUCUAAUGAAGAAGAUGGUUGAGUUGUUCGGGCCCGGAUAUGCGGACAAUAAGACUGAUGCACGCAUUGCAGAUCCACUGGUGAAAAUAACAGAGGACAAGGUCCCAGACCCACUGCGCAAGUUUCACUCGUGGCGAGCGAACACUAGUACCAUGCUCAUUCAUCUCAAAAGCUUGGACGAAAACAUUCCACGGGAUGACGUUCAUGACUUUGCUACACGUCAAAGCUUGGCACUGAACAAAUGGCUGUGUCGUUUCUCGCACUCAGAUCCAGAAAUGCUCCAUAGCCAGUUGACCGACCUGAUCAAACAGACUGUACGCUUAGAUCAGGAUCUGAGCAGACAAGUUGCCUCAAUUCGAUGGUCCUUUGCCAGAGGCUUGUCGCUUAUGUUUAACCCCUCCUCCAUGACCCUUCCGUCCAACUAUCAGGUACCCAGCGAGGCUCUCAAGGUGAGGCUUGUGCUAGCACCAGGUAUUACCAGACGUGGGCGAUCUUCAGGGGACCAAUUUGAUAAGAUAGUUCUAUUGUUGAAAACAGAGGUCACCUGCGAGGAUCCGAACACUGUACUAGCAGAUCUUUCGAGCGAUGGAAUCAUGGAACGAGUGCGGAAGUCCUACAGGCCGUGA
Messenger RNA from Penicillium coprophilum, 1230 nucleotides. RefSeq lists its product as uncharacterized. The record is from RefSeq and is a predicted model, not a curated record. Bases 1 to 1230 code for a protein of 409 amino acids. The transcript is spliced from 2 exons. Lineage: Eukaryota; Fungi; Ascomycota; Eurotiomycetes; Eurotiales; Aspergillaceae.